Adelges cooleyi (spruce gall adelgid) is the source of this 3310-nucleotide messenger RNA. RefSeq lists its product as uncharacterized. NCBI's taxonomy places the organism in Eukaryota, Metazoa, Arthropoda, Insecta, Hemiptera, Adelgidae. Gene Ontology annotation, cellular component: Golgi apparatus. The transcript is spliced from 8 exons. The record is from RefSeq and is a predicted model, not a curated record. The coding region runs from base 267 to 2279 and encodes 670 amino acids. Gene Ontology annotation, molecular function: protein binding.
GUCGUAUGUGCACUUGAAUUUGUUCGGCGGCGUUUAAAAAACAAUAUUAUUGUGUACAACGAUUCAAAAAUGUUGUAUAAUAAUUAUAUUUUAAUCGGAUUACAAUUAAACGUCGACUUGAAAAUGCACUAAUGCAUGCACUCGUCUGAGUUCUCGUGUCGACGUGCGGGUACCUACCGAAAGUGAUGACGUCAUAUUCACUACACGUGACGUUUUCGACGCAACCAUGAAAAGUGCACUUGGCCCGCUGUAAUCGAAACCGGAGUAUGUGGAGUCCCGUGCCAAUAGCCGGCAACAACAGCAUACUGCCGACCAGAUCCAAACAUAGCGCCGCUGUGCACGGCAACCAUAUCUACGUGGUCGGUGGUCGGAACGGCAAUUGGCCCCUGAAAGACAUAUGGAGAUAUGACUUGGUCAGCAACACCUGGGAACAGUUGCAUCCGACAGGAGAUACAUUGCAGAAUUUGCAAGAGCACACCGCGGUCGUUUAUCAAGACAAGGUGUAUGUAUUCGGCGGAGAAGUGGGGUUUUCGUCUGCCUCCGAGUCGCCGUUAUGGUCUUAUAGCACCAAGGAGAACCGAUGGGAAAAAGUCAAAGGAGCUUCAGGUACAACCGUGCCCAAAGGCAGGAGAGGCCACACGGCACUGGUGUACCGCAAUUCUAUGAUCGUCUACGGAGGAUACAGAGAUCUAAAAGGAUCCACCAGCGAGAUGUGGGCCUAUCACUUCGAUACCCAAACGUGGCAUUUAUUGUCGCAGGGAAAAUCUUGUCCACCGGCCAGACACAAGCAUUCGGCUGUUAUAUAUGGAGACGUCAUGUGGGUUUACGGCGGUAUGACCGACUUACAAGAGAGAUCGGAUUUGUGGAAAUUCGAUUUCGUGAGAAAAAAGUGGAGCGUCGUGAAGAACAAAAUAAAUCCGGGACCGUUGCAGGGUCACAGCGCUUGCAAAGUGAUGGGUUCAAUGAUUAUUUUUGGCGGCAAAAAAGGAGGACACAUUAGCAACGAGUUGUGGAAGUUUUAUUUCGCCAGCGAAACGUGGGAAAAGGUGCAGACCACUUAUCCGCAGCCACCGCCUAUUUGUGAAGCAAUAACAGUGGCCGUGUCGGAUACGACGACCACAACGGCGGCGGCAACGACUACGACGAAGAACGGACGGGAGAACGGUGUGCAGAGUCCGUUGGGCAGGCGGUCCAGGAGCGGCCGUUCGGUGGACAGGCAGAAUGGCUGCAGCGCGGACAGGGAACAUCACGUGUACCAACACCAGUCUAGGCCGGAAUCGAGGUCCGGUGGUUCGAACGUGAACAUCCUGAAGGAGCUGUCGAAACUGUCGCAGCUCAACCUCUACCGGUUGGCGCACAACAAAUCGUACAGCGUGUUGAGCAGCAGCGAUAGCGUCGUGUCCGGCGACAACUACCAACAGCAGCAGCAGAACAUGGUAAAGUCGCAGAGCGCGAAUGUGAUCGCCAGGUCAUUGAUCUCGCCGGUGGUGCCCAACUGCUCGCCGCCCAAGUCGUUCCGGAUGCCCAGAGACCACAUUUCUGUGCCCAACUUCGGCGUCGCCUUGACGCCUGUCGAGGCCACCAAACUGGUGUACUUGGAAGGCGAGGAAGCGCCCAGUCCGCGCGUCGAGAUUGACAACGACUUCGGGUCGGUUCACAUGAGGUUCCACCCGAACGGCCCGUCGUCCGCGUUCAACAAGAUGAUGAACCGCCGCAGUUACCCGCUGACUAGUUCGGCAUCCGUCCGUUUCGGUAACCCGUACAGCACGCCGGAAGAACCAGGAGAAAUCACGUCCGGUUAUGCCAGCAUCGAGACCGUGCACCAGUCGCCCAACGGCGAUGGACCCAUAAGUUUUUCCAAUCCCAACUACAUGGUACAGGCUGACAUACAAAACGCCAUAUCCAAAGGAGACUACGUUAAGUUAAACAGUCCACCGGACAGUCUGUUGGAGGACAGCGAUAACGCAUUCGAAAUGCGCCAGAUGAACCGGCCCGUUCCGCCCAAAACAUUGGCGUUGAGCUCGUCCACGGCGUUCAACUCGACCAUAACGUCGUACAACUCGUCCAAGAAGUUGAACCACUCUAGCGUAGACAUACGCGGCCCCACGCCAAAGGCCCGUGCCGUCAGCGCCAGUCGGGCCGGAGUGCGUGAACAUCAGCCGCAAGUGAAAGAAUGCACGGUGUUCCUAUUGGGCGGUAUCGAACAGGACGGCUCGGUGACGGUGUUCAAGAAACCGAUGACUAUGUGGAAGCUGAGCAUGUACUUCCGAAGCGUUUAGAUCUGACCUAUCCAUCCGUUAGGGUCAUAGAUCUUAGCUUAAACUAUUAUUACUAUUUAUGAACUAAGUGUUGUGAGCUUAAGUUUGUAUACCUCUGUAAAUUUGGACGUUUUUUGUGUAUUUUGAAACAAUUUUUCUCAGGCUUGAACUAGCCAUAAAUGAUUUCCGAGCCUUUGGAAAAAUUUGCCAGUGCCAUUGAUGACUGAUGGCAAUUUAUUGUGUAAAUUAUUAUGCGUGAUGAUUUUUUUUUUUAUUGCAACACGUGCCAUCGAAUAUAAUUCUUCCAGUACGAUUAAUAUAACAAAUUGUUAUUAACAUCAUAUAUUAUUUUGUAAUACUGUCCGUCCGGCGUGUCGCGGGUCCGUCCAUCUAAAAACGAAUAAAAUAAUUUUAUUAAUCGCACCUAAAACAAAACAAGUGCCGAAAAUUCAUUCUUUCAAAUUAUUUAAGUGAAAUUGCAUGCUUAUAAUGUGCGAUUUGAAAUCCGUUUAGGUAUACGUGGAUUUUUAUACUUUCACAUAUUAUUAUAUAGGUAUUAUAAUUAUUUAUGUAUCCAGUAUCAUAUUAGUUGUGAUAUUUUAAUAAGACACGUCUUGUCGGUCAACGAUUUUAUACAUUUUUUUCUAAUUAGGUUUAUAGAUAUUUUAUAAAUCCAUAGUUAUUUGCUACCAUCAGAUUUUCGGUUAAAAACUAUGAGGCAUAUAUCGACUUGAAGUCGUUUAGUCAUUGUCACCAAAAAAAACAAUAAUAUUUUAACUUACUUUCGACGGUUUUAGGAUAACUUUCCUGCCAAGAUUGCAAUUUUUUAGUUUAAUUGUAAUAGUUUCAUUUUUGUAUCUUAAUUCAAUAACAUUCAAUACAAUAUUUUUUUUUUUAAAUUACAGGCGAUUUAGAGUGAACAUUUUUUUUCAAAUUCAAUUUAAGAAACAUGAAUAUUAAACGUGUUACGUGUCAUAAAUGGAAAAGUGCUUAAACUAUUAUAUCAAAUUUUAAUAAUUGAUCGUAUUAGAUGUUUUCUAAGAAAAUCUUCA